Helobdella robusta is the source of this 804-nucleotide messenger RNA. RefSeq lists its product as hypothetical. The record is from RefSeq and is a predicted model, not a curated record. Lineage: Eukaryota; Metazoa; Annelida; Clitellata; Rhynchobdellida; Glossiphoniidae. Gene Ontology annotation, molecular function: oxidoreductase activity, acting on the CH-OH group of donors, NAD or NADP as acceptor. Bases 1 to 804 code for a protein of 267 amino acids. The transcript has 5 exons. Gene Ontology annotation, cellular component: lipid droplet.
AUGUUUCAAUUUUUCUUUGACCAGCUUGGAGAGAUUAUUGUAGCGACCAUCUUCAUAACGAUUUAUGAGUUGUAUCUUCUUAAAAAACCAAAAGAUAUAAAAGGAAAUGUAGUUCUGAUAACAGGCGCUGGCGGGGGCAUUGGAAGGCAAUUGGCCCUCAAGUUCGCUGCUCAUAAAACUAAACUGGCUUUGUUGGACAUCGACAAAAGCAGAUGUGACGAGACGGCAAGUGAGGUGAGAGCACUAGGCAGCACAUGCUACUCGUAUGAAUGUGAUGUUUCCAUCCAGGAAGCAGUGGCAAGUGUAGCUCGGCUGGUACGUCGGGAUCUGGGAGAAGUGGAUAUCGUGGUUAACAAUCCAUGCCGCAUUGACCCAGCAUCUCAUGCUAACUUGAAAGGAGAGGAAUCUCAACCAUUUAGUUUUACAAAUAUUUUCGGAUCUCUCUGGAUAAUCGGAGAAUUUCUGCCAGUAAUGAACGCCAGGAAGAAAGGUCACAUAGUGAACAUUUUCAAAACUGUGGCAUACUUCUUAGUGGAUUAUGUACUAACGAAAUUCGGCAUACGGGGCAUGUCAGAGUCACUGGCAGAGGACUUCGUAGCCCACAAAAAAUUUGGCAUCCACAUCUCUAUCGUCUACCCAACUGAUGUUGACUCUCAAUUGUUCAGAAAAGUAACCUUCGCCAAAAACUUCACCCCACUCAGUGUGGAAACUGCAGUGGACAUAAUGAUGGAAGACAUCCUAGCCAACCGGAAACAUAUCUUCGUGCCAAACAAUCUCUGGAGGGCAAAGGCUAUAAAUAAGUAA